Messenger RNA from Physella acuta, 919 nucleotides. RefSeq names its product histone-arginine methyltransferase METTL23-like. The record is from RefSeq and is a predicted model, not a curated record. Lineage: Eukaryota; Metazoa; Mollusca; Gastropoda; Physidae. Gene Ontology annotation, cellular component: cytoplasm; nucleus.
AUGUUGACAGUUUUUUCCCUGCUACUUAUUCUGGCUGUAGCAGAUGGCCGACGAGAAGUGAGUCAAGGUGUGGACGAAAAAUCAAAAGACGAUUAUUUGGACGAAAAAUCAAAAGACGAUUAUUUGGACGAAAAAUCAAAAGACGAUUAUUUGGACGAAAAAUCAAAAGACGAUUAUUUGGACGAAAAAUCAAAAGACGAUUAUUUGGAUGAAAAAUCAGAAGACGAUUACAGUUCAGACUACUCAGAUUCCGCUAGCGAUGGUUUAACAGGAUUUGCCAAACGACCUUUCGACUUAAUUUUGCAGUAUUGUCUGUAUGUCUGUCCUUGUGCCCCUGUACUUUCACAAUUUAUUUGGCUAAACAGAGAAAGGAUUAAAGGAAAGUCAGUCCUAGAGAUAGGAGCUGGAACUGCCUUACCAGGCAUUGUGGCUGCCAAAUGUGGUGCUAAUGUCAUUCUCAGUGACAGCAACAGUUACCCACAGUGCCUUGAUAUUUGCAGAGAAAGUGCUCAGCUAAAUGGUGUACCAAAUGUUGCUGUAGUAGGAAUCACAUGGGGUGAAAUCACUUCAGUUUUAACUGACCUUCCUAAUAUAGAUGUUAUACUUUCUUCAGAUUGUUUUUAUGAUUCAAAAGAUUUUGAAGAUGUAAUUAUGACACUGUCAUACUUGCUACACAAAAACCCUACUGCUGAAGUUUGGUGUACUUACCAAGAAAGGAGUUCAGAUAGAAGUAUUGAAUAUUUACUGGACAAAUGGCAGCUGAUGGGAGAAGAAGUUGACACCCCUGAUAUGGACUCACUAGAGACAAGUUUCCAAGGUCACACAAAGCAUACAAUUCAUUUAUUUAUCAUAAGGAAAAAACAAGAUCUGCCACCACUUGUAUCAUAAAAUGGAUUGUCUAAAAAGUAUACCUUGGAUU